Schistocerca cancellata (South American locust) is the source of this 1838-nucleotide messenger RNA. Its product is annotated as homeobox protein GBX-2-like. Gene Ontology annotation, biological process: regulation of transcription by RNA polymerase II. The record is from RefSeq and is a predicted model, not a curated record. Bases 6 to 1610 code for a protein of 534 amino acids. Gene Ontology annotation, cellular component: nucleus. NCBI's taxonomy places the organism in Eukaryota, Metazoa, Arthropoda, Insecta, Orthoptera, Acrididae. The transcript is spliced from 4 exons. Gene Ontology annotation, molecular function: DNA-binding transcription factor activity, RNA polymerase II-specific; RNA polymerase II cis-regulatory region sequence-specific DNA binding.
UCCGGAUGGCCGACAGCGGAGGGUCGUUGCCCAGCAGUUCACCUCCGCCAUCGGUCUUGACCGCCACCGGCAGGUCCCACUCGGUCACGGACGUCUCCUGCGGGAGGGGCGACAGGGGAACCGUGCUCGGCGGCCAACUGGGCGCCCUCGGCGUCAAGAGGCCUACGUCUGCAACUCCAGGAUUCCAGCACAGAGGCCUGGGCACGGUCCAGAGGUCGUCGUCACUCUGUGCGGAGGGAGGGCAGGAGCCGUUGAGGGUCACCGCCAUACAGAGGUCCAUGUCUCUGGCUCUGGACGAGAGACCUAGGUUGAGCCCUCUGGUACUGGGAGAGCUCCAGACUCUAGCAUCACCAUCGACUCCUAUGGAAACUGAUGGCACCUCCUCCAACAGUCUGGCCGGUUUCCUGGAUGCUCAUUCGCAGACACACGGACACACCCCAUCCAACAGCAGCGUCACCAGUUCGUCAGCUCCCUGCACACCGUCCUGUGACAGCCCAGUCUUCCAAAGCAGUCCAUUCGUCAGUGCCAACGAGUACCAGCAUCGCACAGAAAGGACGUGUGAACCCGUAACUGUCAGCAGUGGGGUUGGGUACCCAGAGUUUUCCACCAACACGGCACCGCCAGUGCCUCAAACGUCACCCAACAUGCACGCACCCCCCACUUUCACUUUUCUGACUGGAGAACCAGUGGCACCGCAACCGUCACCACAGAACAGCAUAUUGUCUGGAAGCUAUCCCCAGAGUGUGACCAAUCUCCAAGCGAGGGCACCCCAGCCCCAGCACGUCCCCUGCAUCGUGGGGCACCAUCCGGCGGGACCGCCAACAAACCAGAGCCACCAGGUGACGAACCCGAGCCGUGCGGUCACUCCCGGAGGGUCACCGCUGGCGCGACGGCCCCCACCCCCUGGUCCCAGGUAUUUUGACAGACCGGAUGACGACAUUCCAGGUCUCCCCAUCCCCCAAACGACUGCAGUGAAGGACUACUGGAGGGCCCCGUAUUGGGUCGGCGACCACCAACAGGGCAGUCCGGCGUACUAUCAGAAUGGCACCGACCAUUACGGACAAAAUCAGUGUUGCCAGGGCUGUGAUGGAAUACCGGCGCAAAGCCACGUCUAUGACCAGCACCAGUGGCUGCAGAUGCAACAACAAAGGGCUGCAGCUUGCCAACCACCUCUUCCAGUCACAGGUGGAGACAGGCAGAACGCGGCAGCGCCGUCGACGACGACGACGCAGACGUCGACGGGCAAGUCGCGGAAGGAGCGGACGGCGUUCACCAAGUCGCAGAUCCGGCAGUUGGAAGAGGAGUUCUGCCGCUCCAACUACCUCACCAGGCUGCGCCGCUACGAGAUCGCCAUCCUACUGGACCUCAGCGAGCGGCAGGUGAAGGUGUGGUUCCAGAAUCGGCGUAUGAAAUGGAAGCGCACGAAAGGUGUGGCAGGAAGUGGUAGCCGGAAAGAGAAACGUGAACAGAAGCAACAGCAGCAGCAGCAACAGCAACAUCAUCAUCAACAACAACAGCAGCAACAACAACAGCAACAGCAGCAGCAGCAGCAACAACCAAACCAACAGCAGAAGCAUACUAUCAGCUGGCCCAUACAGCUACACCCUUGACGACGACAACAACAAUAACAACAACAAUGGCAAUACAUUUUCUACCAGUACCUGACUAGCAAGUGAACUUUAAGGACAGUUUUGCAUUCUGUGGAUACCAGAUGAAACACACUAUUGUUACCAUGUUUGAUCCCAGUCUGCUUAUGUGUCAUGCACUACAGUUGUGAACUCUCUGUGAGAACAAACAUGCAUUCAUGUGUCCCAGCUGUGGUCCAUAUCUGUGUUCAU